AUGGUAGAACAAUUUGAUCUCGACCGACCUCCUGCUUUCGGACGUAGUCGUCUGGGAAUCCUUGAUCUAGCCUGUUUUGUGAAAGCGAUCGAGGAUCAAUGGAUGAAGACAAAAAAAAAUGGAAGUGUGAAAUUCUGUAUAUUUCAGUAUCCAAACAACGAAUUCACAUUUGCUGCGAAGACGUUGGCCGAUAUGAUUCCAUGGGAGGAGAUCGACGCAACCCUCUCCUGCUCGGUCAACGACGUGAAGGUGCCGGUCGCUCUCACCAUUGAGCUACACAUCGACAUCCUGAAGAGCUACGGAUUCAGGCGCCGAGCUCGGUACGAAUAUUCGUUCAUGGAGCCUUCAAUCGAGACGGAUAUGGUUCUGAUAGUAGAGAACAAGGAGCUCUUUGUGAACGCUACGUAUCUUUCAAUGCUUUCACCGUUCUUCCGAUCACUCCAGACCUCGUCACAUCCCACGCUGUACGGAGAAAUUCCAACAGAAACCAUAUCAGAUGUCUCCGCAGAGGACUUUUUGGAACUUCUGAAUGUGGUCUAUCCAUCUCAGAAACCCGUAACUGUUGAAAAUGUGGAAACGCUUCUGAAGCUGGGCGAUCGCUACAGUUUCGAGUGUGUUCUGGUGAAAUGCGAGAACUUCCUUAUCACCACCAAAGCCGAUGAAAUUGAUGUGUUCACACGCCUCGAAUGGGCUAGCAAAUACGCCAUGGCUGAUCUUCAGGAUCACUGUGUGUCAAAGCUGACGAAUGCUGCCGCUGUUGGUGCUGUGAAGAAAACGUUGCUUUACGGCACGCUAUCGCACGAGACAAGGAAAUUAUUGCUUGAACUAAUGCUUAAGUUCAGCAAUAUGUAG
Ostertagia ostertagi is the source of this 852-nucleotide messenger RNA. Lineage: Eukaryota; Metazoa; Nematoda; Chromadorea; Rhabditida; Trichostrongylidae. The record is from the annotation of a GenBank genome assembly.